Molecule: messenger RNA, 3978 nt
Organism: Lutzomyia longipalpis
Lineage: Eukaryota; Metazoa; Arthropoda; Insecta; Diptera; Psychodidae
Gene: EndoB
Product: endophilin-B1
Exons: 8
Coding region: 148-1224 (358 amino acids)
Cellular component (GO): cytoplasm
Molecular function (GO): protein binding
Source: RefSeq, a predicted model, not a curated record
AACAACAGCGCCACAAUUUACAGCGGAAAAUUUUGAAAAUUGAUUGGAGUAAUUUAGCGAAGAAAAAAAGUUUUGUUUGAUAAAUGUGAGGAAAUUGCGUGAAAAAAGUCUCUUCCGUGUACAUAAGAAAGCCCGCAGUGUGUCAAGAUGAAUGUGAAAAUGCCGGAUUUCAAUGUGAAGAAGCUGGUGAAGGAGGCAGGAAGUACACUGUCGCGGGUGGUUCAGUUGACGGAGGAAAAACUAGGCACGUCGGAGAAGACAGAAUUUGAUUCGCAUUUUGAGAAUCUCUGCGAACGGGCAGAAUGUACGAAGAACUGGACGGAGAAGUUGGUACGGAACACCGAGGCUGUUCUCAUUCCCAAUCCGGGCAAUCGCGUUGAGGACUUUAUCUUUGAGAAGAUUGAGAAGAAGAAGCCAAAUCGUCUGAGUAAUUUGGAGUACCUCGGCCUUGACAUGAUUGAGGCUGGCGGGGAAUUUGGUCAGGAUGGAGCAUAUGGGAGUACGUUGAUCAAGGUGGGACAGGCUGAGCAGAAGCUGGGGCAGUGUGAGCGGGAUUUUAUUGGUUCAGCGGGAAUGUGCUACACACAGCCCCUGAAGAAAUUCCUCGAGGGUGAAAUGAAGACCAUUCUAAAGGAGAAGGGUAUCCUUGAGACCAAAAGAUUGGAUCUCGAUGCGUGCAAGAAUCGCGUGCGGAAGGCCAGAAGUAUGCUGGGACAGCAAACGAAAGACGGAAUUCCACCAGAGGUGACUCUGGAGCAGGCUGAACAGGAUCUCCGAAUAGCUCAAUCGGAAUUCGAUCGUCAGGGUGAGAUUACAAAGCUCCUCCUCGAGGGGAUAAGCACUUCACAGUCUAGUCAUUUGCGCCAUCUUCACUCCUUCGUGGAGGUUCAAGUGCGCUACUUCAAUCAAUGCGUUGAGAUUAUGAAUGGGCUGCAGCGGGAACUGGCCAGUUUGGGAGGCCCCAAUCCGUACGUUCCCGUUGGGCUGCCAGAUGAAAAGAGCAACAACGAUGCAAAUGGGAGUGAUGGGGGCGGAAGUAGCAUGAAGCGCGCCCGUGUGCUGUGUUCGUACGAUGCCAGCGGAAGUACAGAGCUCAAUUUGACGGCAAAUGAGGUGAUAUUUGUGUCAGAAUGUAAUCCACCGAAUCCCGACUACAUGUAUGGGAAGCAGGGCUUGCUCAAGGGGCUCGUGCCACGGGCAUUCCUCGAGAUGCUCGACGAUUGAGCACCACCCGCAAAAGACACAUUUACUGUGGAGGACAAAUAAUUUAUUCACUAAUAUACAAAAUUAUAACUAACUAAUAUUAUAUUAAAAUUAUACAUAUACAUAUAUUAUGAUCUUACAUUUUAGAGAUGAAGAUUAAAUUAAAAAAAAAAGAGAAGAAGAACAUGUGAGUUAAUGUGAGAUGGUUAGCAAAAUUAAUAAUAAUUUACCAACAAUAUAACGUGUUUAGAAGAAGAAAAAAAGAACAAACGAAAAAAGAACGCAAUAUUCUCCAAUUAAAAUCUAAUGUUUAGCGUUCAACAAAUUCUUCGUGCAAUUAUUUUGAACAAUUUUAGAAUUUUGAGAAUUUUUAGUGCUAUUCAUUUUAUUCUAAAGAACUCUGAGUACGCAGAUUAAAUUAACAGACGGAAUUAGCAAAAGAAUUUAUUUUAGAACUCUUAGCUUAGAGGGACGAGAUUAUUAUCAUAGCUCCAUGACAGAAUUCUGAAAAUAAAAUACUUUUAGGUACAUUUAGAACACAAAAAUAUUGCGAGAAAAUUACUAAUUUGAUAAAAUCGAGGGGUUUGUAACUUUGCAGACUUUAUAGAAUAUUUUCAAAAUGAGAUAAAAUCAAAUCUUUCAAAAAUUGUCAAAAAAAAUUAUUUUACAGAAUUUUCGCACCUAAGCUAAAGAACUAGUCAGACAGUUUUAGGAUUUCUUAAUUUUUUUUUAAGAAAUUAAGAACAAAAAUUAAAGUUUUUAAAAUAGUCUUAAAAAAAAACAUAAUAUUUCUUUAGUUAGACUGAAUCGGGCUAAAUGCAUAUUUUUGAACAUUUUAAAUUUAGAAUGAUUCAGCCUAAAAGAAAUCUCAAGUUUUAAUAAAAAAAAUACUUAUUGUUAGAACAUUCUUAAGAAAACUUUAGAAAUCUUAAGACUAACUUGUAAAUUUCACCCAUUUGACUAUAUUUUUUUCCCUUACUUCAGGCUCCUCGAUAUUUGCAUCUCUUAGUAAUUUUUAUCAGAUUAAAAAUUAAAAAAAUAUAUAUUUUAAAGAAGUAGAAAUUCUCAAAACAAUUGUAGGUACCAACUAACUCACAAUUAUCAAAAAAAAAAAAAACAAAAUGCUGCCCUCUUGUGACAUUUUUAUUCAUUAUUUUAUAACUUGCGCCAUCUUGAAUAUCUCACAAUUUAUUAUUAUAUUUUAUUUUUAUUAAAUAAUUUUUAUUUUUUGCAUUCUGCAUUAUAUAACAAUGCAAUAACACUGCCGGCCAAAAUUUGGAUCUCAACAUUACAUUUUAAUUUUUUUUAAUCACAUGACAAAGUUUGUGGUUUUUUUUUUGGUCAGCGAGAGAGCUUUAUUUUUGAACUUUAAAAGAAUUUUACUAAAAUAAUGAUUAUUUUGUGGAUAGUGUUAUCAACUAUAAAUUGAUUUUUUUUCCUUAUUUUAUUGAAAAUAUUAAAAAUUAUUUUAUUAACAAAUUAAAUUUUGAAGAAAAAAAGAUGAAAAAAUAAUGAAAGAAAAACAUGUUUAAAUAAUUCCUUUUGAAAAGCUGUGGUAUAUAUUUCUUAUAUUUAUUUACUUUUUCUCCUUUGAAUUUUUCAAAAGAAUUUGUGUUGAAAAUAUAUUACAUAUAGAUAUUUCUUUUGCUUUAAUAAAAUAAAGAAAAAAAGCAACGCAAAAAAAUUAUUGUGAAAAUAAAAAGACAAAAAAAAUUAAAUAAAUCAAUUAUAUUGAAUGCUAAUAGAUCUAUAUGAGAAUAUUAAAAGAUAUAUUUAUUGAAAUUUUAGGGCUUCUAUAUGAAAAUAUACUUUAAUGCGCUAUUUGAAGAAGAAAAUGUAUCCAAAAAAAAGAACAAUUUAUUCAAUUUAUAUACUCUCAUUAUGUCUCAAAUUUAUUCACUGAAUUGUAAUUUGUAAUUAAAAGAAAAGUCUCGCUGUGAAAGAGCGAUGAAUCCCCCCUUUAAUGUCACUAAUUAAACUUACAAUUAACUUAAUAAACAUUCUUCCAUUUGUAAUUGUUAUUAAAAAAAAGAAGAAAUGAAGACAAGAAGAAUCUAUUAUUAUUAUAUAUUUAAAUCACUUAAUAAACUUGAUAAGCGACACAUUUUAGAGAGAAAGAACAAACUCACUAUAUAUAAAACUUAUCGAAUAUAUAUAGUUAUUACUUAUUCUCUAUUAAAUAUAAAAUUUAAUGGAAAAGAGCAAAGCAAGGACAGCAAAAGAAAAUUAACAAAAAAACGAAAAGUAAAAGAUGUUGGAUUGUUGUUGAUUUUUUCUUUUUGAAAAAAAAAUCUUUUUAGCUUCUGUCGCCAUAAAUGAAUGUUGUUUGUCAAUUAAAUUCCAAAAGAGAAAAAAAGAAAUUCUCAACCUCAAAAUUAAUCUCAGCCAUAAAAUGAAACUUUUAGAGAGGAAUAGGAUGAUAAAAAAAAGAAUUAUGAAAGUUUAGCAAAAAAAAUUGAAAAGUGCAAAAGAUUGCUUUUGUUCAAUUGUUAAGAGUGCCUCAUAGAGUGGCAGAAAAAACUUGUAGGAUUUUAGUGAUGCAAAAAGGACAACAGAGUGUCUGAGAAUGUUAAAUUUUAGACCAUUUACCACCCACACACCUUAUGAAUUUACAGACAUAGAGAACCUCAUUGCCGAUACUCCAUUGUGUAGAGAAGAAAAGCCCGCAGAGUGAUUAAACGAUGAAUGAUACGAAUCUUGCAAUUUAGUUUAUGAAAAAUGAAAUGAAAACAAAAAAUAAAAAAACAAUAAAUUUGUGAUGUGUUUAAAAAAAAA